Aspergillus nidulans FGSC A4 is the source of this 1752-nucleotide messenger RNA. RefSeq names its product adenylate-forming enzyme AfeA (gene afeA). The record is from RefSeq and is a predicted model, not a curated record. The transcript has 3 exons. Lineage: Eukaryota; Fungi; Ascomycota; Eurotiomycetes; Eurotiales; Aspergillaceae. Bases 1 to 1752 code for a protein of 583 amino acids.
AUGGGUCUGUGGGAGUCGUCCCUAGCACGACCUCAGUAUGGUGACAAUGCCAAUGAGCAGGUAUACACCGACCUGUUGACCUUCUGCUUCCGCGGCCCUGUGCCAUACGAUGAAGAACAGCCAUUGUUUAUUGACGCAGAAGCCCCCUCGCGAGCCUUCAGUGCCCGGCAAUUCAGGAUCCUCGUGCGGACCCUCAUUACCGGACUGAAAGCCCAUCAUGUGCAAAGGGGCGAUUGUGUGCUGGUCCACUUGGGGAACAAUAUCAUAUACCCCGCACUGUUUUUCAGCGUAAUUGGUGCCGGCGGCGUGUUUAUGGGAUCGAAUGCACGGAGUCAGCCUCAGGAACUCGAGCACCUCGUUUCGUUAGCUGAGCCAAAGAUUAUCAUUACGAAUCGCGAAGCGCUACCGACAGUCCUCAAUGUCUCCACAAGCAAGGGCAUGCUCCCCAGCCAAGUGUGCCUACUGGACGAUGCCGCAACAGAACACAUUGAUCAACUAGUCGGAUCCGGCACAGCGCCGUACCUUGAUAGUGGAGAUGAGAGCUAUCUGAAUUUCGCGCAGCUCCUCGGUUACGGCGAGAACGACUGGAUUACGUUUAACGAUGAGAUGAUCGCAAAGUCUACACCGGCCGCGAUGUUCUCCACCAGUGGCACCGGAGGGCUACCAAAAGCCGCGGUAUUAUCGCACCACGCAAUUGUGUGCCAACACCUCACCAUUUCCUACGAUGUGCCCUAUGCGGUUCGUCGAUUAAUGUCGCUGCCCAUGUUCCAUCUUUUUGGUGCUCUAUGGACGCACAUUUUCCCAGUCCGGUAUGGCCAGCCGCUAUACGUCCUUUCCCGUUUUGAGAUUAGCCGGUUCGUCGCAGCUGUGUAUCAGUACCAAAUCACGGAGACAUACAUGGUACCCGCCAUGAUCCAUGCUUUUAAUCGCUGCACACUGCCACUCGCGGAUUAUUUCGGAUCCCUACGCUAUGUCGGCGUCGCCGGCGCGCCAAUUGACGGGGCGUCAAUGCAGCAAUUCCGCGAAUUCCUGCCGCUCGACGCCGACGCGUCUCAGCUCUGGGGCAUGACAGAGGUAGGAGUAGUUUUCCAAAAUCGGUACGGCGAGCCAGGAAACGCAGCUAGUAUUGGCAGACUCCAGCCUGGAUACGAAAUCCGCCUUGUCGGCGCUGAUGGUAACCUGGUCGCGGACGACAAUAAGCCUGGGGAGCUGUAUGUGCGCGGUCCCGGCUUGCUUACAUGCUACCGGGGACGGGAUGACGCCAAAGAUUCACAGGGUUGGUUCCGCACUGGAGACGUGGCAUAUGUAAACGAUGGACUAUAUUACAUUGUUGGGCGAACCAAGGAGCUUAUCAAAGUUCGAGGAUGGCAGGUCGCCCCCGCAGAACUCGAAUCGAUCCUCCUCAAACAUCCUGGAAUUGAGGAUGCCGCCGUGACGGGCGUAACUUCGAAAGACGGCAGCACAGAGGUUCCCCGCGCCUUCGUCGUCCGAUCAAAGACGCUGUCGGGAGCGCGCCUGACCUCGCAGGAAGUCUACCUCUUCUGUCGCCGCCAAUUAGCUUCCUACAAAGCCCUUGAUGGAGGCAUUAUCUUUGUCGAAGAGAUCCCACGUACGGCAAGCGGGAAGAUCCAGCGCUUCAAGCUCACUCAGAUGAACACAUACCGGGAGAUUGUUAGUUCUCUGCUUGCUCGGUUUCGCGGCGCGAGUCUACAGAGCGUGGGAAUUAUGCAUGGAGGGCGUAUUGCCGUAUGA